This is a messenger RNA of Trichomycterus rosablanca, 496 nucleotides long. It is a transcript of the gene rpl31, whose product is annotated as ribosomal protein L31. The transcript is spliced from 5 exons. The record is from RefSeq and is a predicted model, not a curated record. Gene Ontology annotation, cellular component: cytosolic large ribosomal subunit; ribosome. Gene Ontology annotation, biological process: cytoplasmic translation. Gene Ontology annotation, molecular function: structural constituent of ribosome. Bases 83 to 460 code for a protein of 125 amino acids. Lineage: Eukaryota; Metazoa; Chordata; Actinopteri; Siluriformes; Trichomycteridae.
GAUCCGGAAGUGGACGUCUGUAACACCUUUUUGUAUUACCCAGAAUCCCUUCCUCCUUCCUUUUCGACGUUCAUCUGGCAGAAUGGCACCGCUUAAAAAAGGAGGAGAGAAGAAGAAGGGGCGCUCCGCCAUUAACGAGGUUGUGACCAGGGAAUACACCAUCAACGUUCACAAGCGCAUCCAUGGCAUCUCUUUCAAGAAGCGUGCUCCUCGUGCCAUUAAGGAAAUUCGCAAGUUUGCCGUGAAGGAGAUGGGUACACCUGACGUUCGCAUCGACACCCGCCUGAACAAGGCAGUGUGGGCAAAGGGAGUCAGGAACGUCCCAUACCGCAUGCGAGUGCGCUUGUCUAGGAAGCGUAAUGAGGAUGAAGAUUCACCCAACAAGCUGUACACACUUGUCACGUAUGUCCCAGUCACCACAUACAAAGGUCUUCAAACCGUGAAUGUGGAUGAGAACUAGCUUUGUUCGUGAAUAAAUAGUAAUUUCUAAAAAGAA